Gavialis gangeticus (Gharial) is the source of this 1524-nucleotide messenger RNA. RefSeq names its product S100 calcium binding protein A14 (gene S100A14). Gene Ontology annotation, molecular function: chemokine receptor binding. The transcript is spliced from 4 exons. Gene Ontology annotation, biological process: positive regulation of granulocyte chemotaxis; toll-like receptor 4 signaling pathway; response to lipopolysaccharide. NCBI's taxonomy places the organism in Eukaryota, Metazoa, Chordata, Crocodylia, Gavialidae. The record is from RefSeq and is a predicted model, not a curated record. The coding region runs from base 271 to 567 and encodes 98 amino acids. Gene Ontology annotation, cellular component: perinuclear region of cytoplasm.
CACCUUGCACCAUAUCUGCGUGAGGUGUCUCCCACUCACCCCUCCCUGCGGUAUAAAAUCCCAGCGGGGGACACGGCCCUCCCCAGCCCAAAAGAGCCUUGGCAGCAGGAACGCCCUGUGGGGGAUACACAAUCAGCUGCCGGCAGUGCCCCUGACGUCGUGACCCAGCACCCACCACUGGACAACUCCACCUGACGCCCACCACUCCCCGCAGCCCCGUGAAGGCGCAGCCACAGCAGGAGCCAGACCCCGGAGCCAGAGGCAGCCAGCAUGGGCCAGUGCUGCUGCAAGAAGCGCAAGGACUGCCAGGAGCUGACGAAUGUGGAGCAGGCUAUCGAGACUGUGAUCAACCAGUUCCACUGCUACGCAGUGAAGGGGCGCAAGGAGUACCUCACCCCCAACGAGCUCAAGGAGCUGGUGGGGCAGAAGCUGCCGCAUCUUGGGAAUUGCGUCGGCCCCUUGGAAGAGAAGAUCGAGUGCCUGGGCGACCCCAAUGAGGCCCGACUGGAAUUCGGCGAGUACUGGGACAUCAUGGGCGAUGCCGCCAAGGGCUGCCAGAAGAAGUGAGGCGCUGACGAGCCCAGAUCCGUGCUGCGGGGCCCCCCCGUCCCGGCGCGCCAGAGACUGACCAUCACUGGGGGCCGCAGCAUGGAGGAGGACGCAGUGUUACAUCUCCCUGGGACUCCCUUCCUCCCCCGGCUCUGGAACCCGUUCUCCUCCCCCGUCAGCCUAGAACCCGCUCCAUCCAGGGCCACUCGAGAACCUGCCUCCCCUUGCUCGCUCUCGACCCCUUCCUGCUUUCAGGAAGGAGGGAGGUGGGGGGGUUCCCCCCACUCCAGGACCCCUCCAGUGCCCUCCCCCAGCCAUUUCCUUGUGGGGGGAGGGGUCUCACCUGCUGUGCUCCCUGGCCCCUUGGCUUGAGGGCCUUGGCAGUUCUGGGUUUCCACCCUUGAAUCUGCUGUGGUUUGGCUCUUUUCCUCUGGCACCUGUGGGUCGAGGGGCUCUGGGAUGGGUCAGUGACCCCUUCUUCCUGGGCAGUGCGGGGUUGUGCUCAGGGCUGGGUAGCGGAGGCUUUGGUGGCAGCGGGAGCAUCCCCAGCUGGGGGAAGAGGGUGGGAAGGGCGGGCUCUGGGGUGGGAUUCGGGGCCCAGCUGCUGCCCCGGGACCCUGCUCCAUGCUGAAAGGGCAUCUGCCAUUUCCGGGCUGCACUGAGUUGCACUGACCAUGCAGGGCUUCCUGUCUUGGGGCCCCCUGUGCAUGGGAGCCCCCAACAACUGUGCACUGAGGGUGCCAACCUGGUUUGAAUCCCGUGAAUGCUUGGAGGUGUUAGUGUUAUUGCUACCACUCCCCAGAGCUGUCUCUGGCAUGGAGAUGGGGGACAGAGGAGCCUUCCCACCCCUCCCCUGCCUCACUGCUGUCUGUCUGGGGUGGGGGCAUGGGACUGGGGCUGGGUGGCGGUACAUUAUCAUCCUGAGUUGCUUGCAAAAGUUUUUGUAUAAAUUAAUAAAAUUUAAAUUGGAAUGAG